This is a messenger RNA of Macroventuria anomochaeta, 799 nucleotides long. RefSeq names its product Molybdopterin synthase sulfur carrier subunit. Lineage: Eukaryota; Fungi; Ascomycota; Dothideomycetes; Pleosporales; Didymellaceae. Gene Ontology annotation, biological process: Mo-molybdopterin cofactor biosynthetic process. Gene Ontology annotation, cellular component: cytosol. Bases 207 to 497 code for a protein of 96 amino acids. The transcript has a single exon. The record is from RefSeq and is a predicted model, not a curated record.
UCAAAAGGUAAGUAACAACCACCCUUACCACUCAACUCCCCCUUCUUGUGAUGUUUUCCAAUAUAGCAUGUAUUAUCCGACUGUCACUUUGGUGAUGGCCUGCGGAACACUUUUUUUUGGCUGAUCAGAAAAUUUGCUCUUACGACUUGUUGCACUCAUCUUUCAAUCCAGAGUCUAACGAGUCGCAGGAUCUUGCAGUAGACAUCAUGGCGUCUACAAAAGGUUCAGCGGGUCAUUUCACGAUCUUGUACUUUGCGGCGGCCUCGACGUUCACCAGAAAGACUACAGAGCACCUCCCCGCACCGCUCCGCGUGCGCGAUCUGUUCACGAAACUCAAUGAUACAUACCCUGGCAUCAAAGACAAGGUGCUGAGCAGCUGUGCUGUGACCGUCAACCUCGAGUACGUCGAUCUGGACGAUGACGAUGCUUCAGGCGCGGACAAGGAGAUCCAAGCUGGUGAUGAGGUGGCCAUCAUUCCACCUGUUAGCUCAGGAUGAAUCUCAGAGAAUUAACUCAGUGGAGCGAACACACCACCUUGUUACUUCUUAUGCGCUUCGUAAGCGGGGUAGUUGAAGCUGCUUGUGCGUGCAUAGGUGCGACAAUGUGUAGCUCGGGUACAGCCACGCUCGCCUAUGCCCUCGACCUCUAAAUCUGCUGCAUAGAUGGCACGACAAGCAACUCACAGGCCGGAUGAUCUGAUGAUGAAUGAUGAACAAUGUUUGAGCGUUAGAUGAUGUUCCCUCUAAUGUCUAUUCGCAGUAUUCACCUAUGUAGUCUAAGUCUCCACAUACAAUUGAAC